Messenger RNA from Acomys russatus (golden spiny mouse), 1312 nucleotides. RefSeq names its product triggering receptor expressed on myeloid cells like 1 (gene Treml1). Bases 94 to 1050 code for a protein of 318 amino acids. Gene Ontology annotation, cellular component: plasma membrane. NCBI's taxonomy places the organism in Eukaryota, Metazoa, Chordata, Mammalia, Rodentia, Muridae. The transcript is spliced from 6 exons. Gene Ontology annotation, molecular function: transmembrane signaling receptor activity. The record is from RefSeq and is a predicted model, not a curated record.
GUCCACGUGACUGGAUGAGACAGAUGUUUCCUGCUCCCAGGAGCCUGCAGUAUUAGUGAGGAGGUCACCCUCAGAACUGACGUCUGCCCGGCCAUGGGCUACUACUACCUGCUGCUGCUGCUGCUGCUCCUGGGACUAGCAGGCCAAGGCUCAGCUGACAGCCACCCUGAGAUGCUACAAGCUCCGGUGGGGUCCUCCAUUCAGGUGCAGUGCCACUACCGGCUCCAGGAUGUGAGGGCUCGCAAGGUCUGGUGCCUGUUCUUGCAGGAAAGCUGCCAGCCACUGGUGACGUCAGCUGUGGACCGACGAGCCCCAGAGAACAGGCGCAUAUUCCUCACAGACCUGGGUGGGGGGCUCCUGCAGGUGCAAAUGGUGAGCCUGCAGGAGGAGGACACAGGGGAAUACGGCUGUGUGGUGGAAGGAGCCGCAGGGCCCCAGACCCUGCACAAGGUCUCCCUACUGGUGCUUCCACCAGUUCCAGGCCCAGGAGAGGGGGAGGAAGCGGAGGAAGAGAAGGAGACCUAUAGAACCGGAAGUCUGCCUAAAGAUCCUUCCUUGGACCCUUCCGGGAGUGCAAGCCCUCAUGAGUUCAGACGGCAUAAGUACAGUAUUCCCCUCAUCUGGGGCGCCGCUCUCCUGCUGGGUCUGCUGGUGGUGGCUGUGGUGCUGUUUGCUGUGAUGGCCAGAAAGAAAGGGACCAGGUUUGGUGUCUGUGGCCGGUCCCAGAGCUGUGGAGUUUCAGGCAUGGACUCCUCAGCAGCCCAGCAAGGCAGUGACUCUGGACUGGCUGCUGGGAUGCCCACGGACAUACCGUAUGCGAAGCUGGACUCCCCCCCUCCCUUUGACACCACCUACCCAGGCUUUUCUCUUGAUCCUCCAUCAAGGACACCCCCAGCUCCACCCCCACAAUUCCCUCUGCCUCCUAAGGUUCUGAAGUCCUCCAAGCCUGUGACAUAUGCCACAGUUGUCUUCCCAGGAGGGGACAAAGAUGAAAGAACUGCCUGUGAGCCGGUUCGGGAUCUAUCAAACAGUCAAACCCCACCCAGCUAAAUAAUACACCUUAAUUUAUUCUCUUGGGAUCAUCCCUGGAGAAUUCUCGGCAGCCACCCAACUAGCUCUGCUUUUUAUGUCCUGAGUAUGGUGACUUGGGCUCUCACCUAGUGUCUUGUCUUGGUGGACAUAGGAAGUGGUGUUCAGAUAUGAUUGAGGUGUUUGGGAACCAACUGUUUCUGCUGCUUCCUGCUGCUGGUUCUGCUGUCAUUAUAUAUUAGGCUAAAUAAACCCUGAGGAUGUGUAAGCUCUAUGUGUGUGU